CAUUGACGUUCGCUAGUCGGAUGCAAAAAGAGAGGCGUUUUUUUCCCAAAUUUUCUGAUUUAGCAAAUCCAAUUUCAUUACACACUUCAUUUCAGGAUAUUUUACAUUAAUAAUUAAAAAGUUAAAAUGAUUCGCUUCAUCCUAAUACAAAAUCGGGCAGGCAAGACUCGGCUAGCAAAAUGGUAUAUGAACUUCGACGAUGAUGAAAAGCAGAAGCUGAUAGAGGAGGUACACGCUGUGGUGACCGUUCGCGACGCAAAACAUACCAACUUUGUUGAGUUCCGAAACUUCAAGAUAGUAUACAGGAGAUAUGCUGGACUGUACUUCUGCAUAUGCGUGGAUGUGAAUGACAACAACCUGUGUUACCUGGAGGCCAUACACAACUUCGUGGAGGUCCUUAAUGAGUACUUCCAUAAUGUGUGCGAGUUGGAUCUUGUGUUUAAUUUUUAUAAGGUAUAUACAGUAGUUGACGAGAUGUUCCUGGCUGGAGAGAUUCGGGAAACCUCCCAGACUAAAGUCCUCAAGCAGCUGCUCAUGCUUAACUCCUUAGAAUAAAAAGUUAAAUUAUUCUCAUAUGUGGUUAUAGCUUUUAAACAUAAUUUAUCUCUAUAAAAUAGUUUAAUAUAAUAUUAUACAAGAUCUAUGCUAUAUUGGUGAUACAUAAAUCUCUUAUACUAAUUUGACAGAUCUUAAAGAUCCAUCUUUUUCUUGUGCUACAAUAAAAAGUUAGAACUACUUUUAAACUGCCAGUGUAGUUAAAAGAUUUAUGUUAGCACCAACAAUAACAAUAAACAAGAAUAAAGUUAUAUUGUAGAGUAGAUUUAUUGGAUAAAUUUGUGUUUGUGUACUGUAGUAAAUUAUUAUUAUAUUGUAAUACUAUUAUUAUUGAAUGUUCAAAGUAUUAUGAUCUUUAUAUCAUAAAUCAUUCAUAUUCCAACUAAAAAUUGGGGUUAAUUUGUUUGUACACUAAUUUACAGCUGUCAACUGUGUAUUUAGUGCUUUCAAUGGACAAUGGCAGUGUUCCCUAUAUAUGGCUUUCAGCUAUAAAUUUAUCAAAUGUAAAAAUGUAGUAAAAAAAACUCAAAUAAGUAUUUAGUAAAAGUUUAAUGUAAAGAAUGUGUAAAAUUUUAGCAAGUAUACUAUAUUUAAGUGACAAUUUUCCU
This is a messenger RNA of Pararge aegeria (speckled wood butterfly), 1163 nucleotides long. RefSeq names its product AP-2 complex subunit sigma (gene AP-2sigma). Gene Ontology annotation, molecular function: clathrin-cargo adaptor activity. Gene Ontology annotation, biological process: intracellular protein transport; clathrin-dependent endocytosis. The transcript is spliced from 4 exons. The coding region runs from base 127 to 555 and encodes 142 amino acids. The record is from RefSeq and is a predicted model, not a curated record. Gene Ontology annotation, cellular component: AP-2 adaptor complex; intracellular membrane-bounded organelle; membrane coat. NCBI's taxonomy places the organism in Eukaryota, Metazoa, Arthropoda, Insecta, Lepidoptera, Nymphalidae.